GAAAUUAUUUGUCAAAUGCUAUAAUCGGCGUUAUGUUUUUGAAUUAAAUAGUCGGCAGUAACUCAAUAAGAUUGGUAGGUGUGCAAAUAGGUGUGCAAAUCAGUUUCAAUGAUUCGGCGUCGUGGCGAAGGUAUAUUAUAAACUAUCUGACACCGGGUAAAUUGAAUAUCACAUGGCGCCUAAACUGCGUCCACGUAGUAUCGCAAAUUCACGGAAAGAAACAAAAAAGAGCAGCAAGAAGAAUCAUGUUUUCGAUGACGUGAUAAUUGCAGUUAUUAUCAAAGUUAAUCGUAUAAUUGCUGUACAGACCGCAAGAGAAGUUUGAUGAUGCUACAGCAUCUAACAGUAUGGGUCUUAUAUACCCGGGAGGAGACACUGCCUUGAAGCUUCUUUUAUUAGCCAGGUUCUGCUCGGCCAUUUGGAGUCAUAUAACGGACUGUGAUGAAAUUUACAAUUACUGGGAACCUAGUCAUUUUUUGCUCUAUCAAAAUGGUCAUCAAACCUGGGAGUAUAGUCCACAAUAUGCUCUUAGAUCUUAUGUUUACUUAUUGAUACAUAUGGUACCUGCUAAGUUAUACUGCUAUUUAUUUGAACCAAAUCCCAUCCAUGUAUUUUACUUUGUAAGGUGCUUACUUUCUGUUGGCUGUGCUCUUUCUGAGGUUUAUUUCUACAAGAAUGUCUGUCGUGAGUUUGGCGUACAUAUUGCAAGAGUAACACUUGCAUUCAUGGUACUUAGCUCAGGAAUGUUUAUUUCUAGUGCUGCAUUUUUGCCGUCAUCGUUUUCAAUGUGCCUGAGUACACUUGCCAUAGCUGCUUGGUUCGGGCGAAAAUAUGAAUUAGCAAUAUUUUCUACUGCAAUUUCAGCAUUAAUUGGCUGGCCUUUUGCAGCAUUACUUGGGCUACCAAUUGCAGCAGAUAUGUUGUAUCGUAAAAAAGAUUGGUUCAGAUUUAUUCAAUGGACAGUGAUUUCAGCAUGUGUGAUAUUGAUUCCAAUGGUUUGGAUUGAUUCAAUAUAUUAUGGAAAACUGGUUAUUGCACCAUUAAAUAUUCUCCUUUAUAACGUGUUUUCAUCACAUGGACCAAACAUUUAUGGAACUGAACCAUUUAGCUUCUAUUUUUUCAAUGCAUUUCUCAACUUUAACUUUGUCUUUAUUGCAUCACUGUUCUGUCCUUUAUAUCUCUUCUUAUGUUGGAAUACCAUUCCUGCUAGACCUAGACAUCGUUCAUGCUUGCCAUAUUGGUAUUCUCUGGCUCCAUUGUACUUAUGGUACUUAGUCUUCUUUCUUCUGCAGCAUAAGGAAGAACGAUUUUUAUUCCCGGUGUACCCGUUGAUCUGUUUACAUGGCGCAAUCACAAUUGACGUUAUACAGAAGUUGUACUUCUUCACUCUAACAAAAAUUCAAAACCAUACGAAUUUUAGUCAUUAUCUGCAGUGUUCAACUCUAUGCAUGAUUGCUGCAAUUACUCUUAGUGGACUCAUGGGAAUAUCUAGAUCGUUUGCUCUAUACAAAGGUUAUAGUGCUCCUAUGGAGUUAAUGACCGAAGUUAACAAAUUAGGAAUUAAUGGUCUUGUGCCAAAUGACGCUCCAGUUAACUUUUGUGUCGGUAAAGAGUGGCAUCGAUUUCCUAGCAGUUUCUUUUUCCCAUCUAACAACUGGAAAUUGAGAUUUUUAAAAUCGGACUUCAAGGGACAGUUACCUCAACCGUUUGCAGAUGAUGUGAAUGCCACAAGCAUUAUACAAUCCAACUUUAAUGAUAUUAAUGAAGAAGAACCCUCUAGAUAUUUUGAUGUUGAAAAGUGUCAUUUUAUUCUCGAUUUGGAUCUUAAUAAAGAAACAAUAGGCGAGCCAAAUUAUUCUCGUCAAACAAACCGUUGGAUCAUUAUAAAAUCUUCAAAAUUUUUAAAUGCGGCAAACUCUCAUAUGUUGUUCCGAGCAUUCUACGUACCAUUUGUUUCGGACAAUUAUUGCACAUAUGGAUCGUACAAUCUCUUGCAAAGUACAAAGUUCAAGCUGUCGUCGACCAAGCAUAAAACGUCCUAAAUGCCGAUUCGAUGAGUCGGUUAUUUCUAAUGCCUUUUUUACUGGGCCUAGAACUUAUAAGAUCUUAAGUUUUCCAUUUCCGCAGCAAUAAUUCGAAAAAAAAUGAACUUGAUCAAGUGUAUAUUUUGCAUCUCCUAAUUAAAUGUAAUUUCCUAGUCUGAAUUCAAUAGAAUAUUUUUACAUUCGUAUUUUUUGUAUAUUUUUUGUGACUACAGUUUUUUAUACAUUUUGAUAGAAUUUCAUAAGAAAAUUUUUUUUAAUAAUCUACUGCCAUAUUAUAAUUUAGUAUUGAAUUUUACAUCUUAUCCAUAUUAUGAUGGUAGACUAAUAUUAUUAAUUUAUGUGAUCUGCUAUCUCUUUAAAAAAUCUCAUUUGUAUGUUUAAUGCACUAAUGAAUAAAGUU
This is a messenger RNA of Phymastichus coffea, 2445 nucleotides long. It is a transcript of the gene Alg9, whose product is annotated as alpha-1,2-mannosyltransferase ALG9. The transcript has 12 exons. Lineage: Eukaryota; Metazoa; Arthropoda; Insecta; Hymenoptera; Eulophidae. The record is from RefSeq and is a predicted model, not a curated record. Gene Ontology annotation, cellular component: endoplasmic reticulum membrane. Bases 348 to 2042 code for a protein of 564 amino acids. Gene Ontology annotation, molecular function: alpha-1,2-mannosyltransferase activity. Gene Ontology annotation, biological process: protein N-linked glycosylation.